GUUGUCGAAUCGUCAUCAUUCGUGUACGAGUCAUUGCCGCUAGUUCGACGUCAGUUGUUAUCCAUUUCGCGUCUGUGGUAGUCGUUAUUCGAUUGCAAUGACUUUUGAGUGGUAUUGUGGAUCUGUUGCCCGGCGACGACCGUAGUGGCGUAGUAUCAUCGGGAGUAGUUCCGUCGAUGUGAUGCCGACACAAGUGCUCCACAGCAACAGAACCGUAAAAACCGUACUGCAGAUAAUGAACGCCGAACCAUCGUCGGCGCCCAACAACAAUUCUCAACAGCAUCUGAUGAAUGACGAGACGGUAGGUGGUCGUUCACCGAUCACUAGUAAACAGAAGAUAACAGUUGUUAUACUAUGCUUUGUGAACUUGAUCAAUUACAUGGACCGGUACACAAUUGCAGGUAUUCUAGCUGAUAUUCAACACCAAUUUAAAAUUGGAGAUGACAAAGGUGGCUUAUUGCAAACCGCAUUCGUCAUAAGUUACAUGAUAUGCGCUCCGGUUUUUGGAUAUCUAGGAGAUAGAUACAACAGAAAAUUUAUAAUGGCUUUUGGUGUAUUUCUAUGGUCAUUAACUACGAUUGUUGGUUCUUAUAUGAACGAAUACUAUUUAUUUUUAUUCUUCCGGAGUUUGGUGGGUGUCGGUGAAGCUAGUUAUUCGACUAUUGCGCCUACAAUUAUAAGCGAUAUGUUCGUUAAAGAUGUGAGGUCGAAAAUGUUGGCUUUAUUUUAUUUUGCCAUACCCGUGGGAAGCGGUUUGGGCUAUAUUGUUGGCUCGGAAACUGCUAGGAUCCUCGGUUCUUGGCACUGGGGAUUACGCGUCACGCCAGUGCUCGGCAUGUUGGCCGUCCUCUUGAUUAUGUUCGUUAUGGAAGAACCCGAACGAGGUCAGAGCGAAGGGUAUUCUCACUUAACUACUACGUCUUGGUCCGAGGACAUACAAUUAUUGUGUCGGAAUCGGAGUUUUAUGUUAUCCACUGCGGGAUUCACUUGCGUGGCCUUUGUCACUGGAUCUUUGGCCUGGUGGGGUCCCCAAAUUAUGUGGUCAGGACUAAAAAUGCAAGAAGGUUACGAAAAUGUUACGAUAAACAGCGUAUCGCUGAACUUUGGAAUAAUAGCCAUGGCGGCUGGUCUUAUUGGCGUGCCUUUAGGCUCAUACUUGGCUCAACGGCUGAAAGUGCACUAUCCCAAAGCAGACCCGUUGAUCUGUGCUGGUGGUCUUCUAAUAUCGGCUCCAUUACUGUUUCUGGGACUAGCGCUUGCAGACAAAUACAAUUAUUUCGUGUUGGUUCUGAUAUUCUUUGGUCAAGUAUCACUGAAUCUUAAUUGGUCGAUCGUAGCCGAUAUACUUUUAUACGUUGUCAAUCCUACUAGAAGAUCAACAGCUGAAGCUUUUCAAAUUUUGUUUUCACAUGCAUUUGGAGAUGCUGGUAGCCCAUAUCUUAUUGGAGUGAUUUCAGAAAUUUUAAAAAAACUCUUUGCAAAAGGGACCAUACCACUACUUUUGGCAUCUGUGUCAUUAGCCAAUAAUAAUUUACAAGCCACCAAUGGUGACAAGCAAGAUAACAUUAGCAACUUUCAUAGUCUUCAAUAUGCAUUGUUCAUUACAAGUUUUGUUGAAGUGUUAGGAGCAAUGUUUUUCUUCUUUACUGCUUCCUAUAUUGUCAAGGACAAGGAAUUAGCUGAAACAGAGACUCCAGGUAAUAUCAAACAGACAUGAAGGAUUUUUAUAAGUGACAUAAUGAAAUAGCCAAUAGGAACAUAUUGAACUUUUUGUUCAUUUGACUGAUUAUAUAAAAUAAAUGUGACUCAGUUUUAUAAUAUUAAAAUAAAAUAUUAAAAUACAAAUAAAAUUGUCCUAUAUCAUUCAUCUGUUAUAUCAGAAUAUUCUUGGUUUCUGAUUUUACUAGACAAAACUCAAAAAUAUUAUUAAAGAAUAUUAUAUUUCAUUCAUUUGUAUAAAUAAUCCCUGAAUUUUAUAUAUCAUAUUAUAAUAUGACUCAUGCUGUAGUAUUGCAUAUAUUAAUAUUUUUUUUAUUUGUCAAUUAUUUUUUGAAAUGAGUCAUUGGAAACAUGCAUAUUUUAUUAAUAUCAUUGAGUAUUAUACACUAUAUGAUAAAAUAUAAUAUAGUCAAUGUUAAUAUUUAAGAAAAAUGGUGACCAAUCAAAAUAUAUUUUAAUACCAAAAAUCGUUAUUUGUAAAUGAUUAGUCGAAUCUAAGUAUUAUUUACGAUACCAAUAAUACUCAUACAACUCCUAAAUGUUAAGACAAUAAAUGAGAAACAACCUUUUUUGUUUAUCUGAUCGUUUUUGUCUUUUUGUUUAUAAUUUUAUAAUCAAUAGAAUUAUUAUUUUUAGAAAUACCAUAUGUCAAUUCACAUUUAACUUUUAUACAAAAAAACUAUAAGAUUUCUGACUCGUUUAGCCCUUAAACCAUAUGAACAUAGACGAUAUAAUAUGGUUUAUUGUUCGUAAAUUGAUUGUAUCUUUUAACUUAUUGUUAUUACCAUAUUGGCAUGUUUAUUUGUAAUGAAUAAUGAUUAUAUUGAUAUUGAUGUAUCAGCUAUUUCAUUUAUUCAUUUCAUUUUUGAUCAAUAUCUUCGUAAAAAAUGUAGGCAAACAAAACAAUAUAUUGACUCGUAAUUUUAGCCGAAAACUUAAAUUAUUUAUAGAUUCCCGUAUGACAUAGAACACAGGACAAUAGAACCUUGUGUGUUGUAUCUUGGAUCAUAUUACAAAUAUUAAACAUGUUUUAGAAUUAAUGUGUCGUUCUUUAGAAACUCUCUAGCCAUCACGACUACUAUUAGAGCUUUAUGAGUUGUUAACCACGCCACCCUAAUACGUAUAUUCUGACCUGUGGUAUUGCUUUUACGAUUUCUAUACAGAGGGAUGUGGUAAAAAGGGUAAUAGAAGGAUUGUUGAUAGGUGGGUGGACAAUGGCGAAUGGGUAAUAAUUUAGUAUUUAUUAUGACGAGGUAGUAAAGAUAUGACAAUAAACCAGUAAUUGCCUCAUUGGAUUUUGGGUGAGUGGAUUACCUAUUUGCCUUAGACAAAUUUUGAGUCACGCCAUAGUUUGGCAUGUAACUCAUUUCUAUUGCUGUCAACUGUAUGCAAUUUAACAACAAUACCAUUUACAACUGUAUAAUUAAUUAAUGAAUAAACAUAUUAAUCUUUUUAUGCCUAUGAAAGACGAAUGUCACGUAAUUUUUAUUCCAACUUAUCUAUCUAUCGUUGCACUAUACGCUAUAAGAACGCUUUGCGUACGUUUUUAACCAUAUCUACCUAUGCAUGAAAUAUAUUUAUAUUUUAUACCUAUUUCAAAUUUUCAAAUCUAAUCAAAUGAUUAAAAUAAACAUUUACACUCUGUAACAAAUAAUGUAUUAAAACGGUAAAUUAAUAACUUAUUGUUUUUACAUAGUACAACAACUACUACUAAUAGUACCUACUUGAUACCUAAAUUCAUAUAUUAUUGUCUUCGUUAUCAUAAAUACGUCAUUGUGCUAUAUUAUAUAUAAACAGUCUUGUAAAUACAAGUAAAUAGUAGUUAAAUAUUAUUGAUUUCAACAUAACAUUAUUGGUGAUUGCUAUUAUUUGUGUGGUAUGAACGUGUGGUCUUACAUAAUAUUAUCUUCGCUUAACUACUGGUUGUUUUAAAUACGCUUUGUUGGGUUUUCAUUGUUUUCGGCACACAAAUUUUUCUUACGAUAUCAUUGUCAUUUUGUUUUUUUAAACAACAUGAAUUAAUUUCAGCAGAUAAUGGACCAGAUACUGUUCAAAACAGGUAUCCCGUGGACGAAACACGUUUGCACGGUCAUUCCAAUCCCCGUUUUGUAGCCUAAAAUCAAUGAAAAAUUAAAAAUAAAAUGACAAUAAAUUUGAUUUUGUGUAAAUUUCACUUGCGGAACGCUUGAGUUGUUGUUACGUUAAAAUAUUGCAAUUGUAUGUUUCACUGUAUUACACUGUCGUUUGACGCAUUCGUCUUACAUACUUACCUUAUAAUAAUGAUAUUCACUUUAUAUCUAUCUGUGAUACUUAAAAUAUCGUUAAAUAAUACAAAAUCAUAGUAAUAUACAUUAUUUAUUACAAAUCUAAUUAUGUAUAGAACUUAAAAAUGAUUAAACCCACUUUUAUGAAAUAUUUAUCUGAAAAAACUGCCCUUGUUAAUCUGUUAUAAUAGUAAUGAUGUUGAUGUUUUUUGUAUUAUUGCCAUAAUUUUGUAUUCACACACUGAUAAAUUCAUUAUAGUAUUAAUAUUUAUAAUAAAAUUAAUUUAUUUUGUGAAAUAAUUGUAAGAAAUUUUUUUAUAAGUUUGUACAGAAAUUAUGUUUUUUUUAUAUUAUAUAUAUAAAUAUUAAAUAAAUAAAAUGUCUGGAAUAUGGACUAAA
Rhopalosiphum padi (bird cherry-oat aphid) is the source of this 4382-nucleotide messenger RNA. It is a transcript of the gene spin, whose product is annotated as protein spinster. Lineage: Eukaryota; Metazoa; Arthropoda; Insecta; Hemiptera; Aphididae. The record is from RefSeq and is a predicted model, not a curated record. Gene Ontology annotation, cellular component: membrane. The coding region runs from base 182 to 1717 and encodes 511 amino acids. The transcript has 9 exons. Gene Ontology annotation, biological process: transmembrane transport. Gene Ontology annotation, molecular function: transmembrane transporter activity.